Molecule: messenger RNA, 7121 nt
Organism: Cataglyphis hispanica
Lineage: Eukaryota; Metazoa; Arthropoda; Insecta; Hymenoptera; Formicidae
Gene: zip
Product: myosin heavy chain, non-muscle
Exons: 10
Coding region: 713-6658 (1981 amino acids)
Cellular component (GO): myosin complex
Molecular function (GO): cytoskeletal motor activity; actin filament binding; ATP binding
Source: RefSeq, a predicted model, not a curated record
GGAACGGCGCGGUUGGGAUGCGAGCGCGAGCAGGACGCUCGAGAAAGGUGAGGUUUCGUGAACGUGGCGCGGGGCGGCUGCAGAUGUUCGAUGACGGUUGGUGACAGUUGUGAUCGGCGCGUUCGAGGCGUGCGUUAAAGAGGAGCGAACGAGAAAUAGGAGAAGAGACAGGGUGAUCGCGAAAGUACGUACGAGAGGGAAAGAGUGAGUGAGAAAGAAGAAACGCCAAGUCUCUUUUUACCCCCUCUCGCCGUGUAUUUUGAUCGCGAUCUCGAGGAAGACGAGAAGCAGCUAAUCGGACCGAGACGCUCACUUGCUCGCGAGGAGGGCGAGUCCGUCCUUUAGAGUCGCGGCAGUGGUGGUGGUAAUAGUGGUAGUGCGGUAGUGUGGCAGCAGUGGUGUGGUGGUGGGGUGGUAUCCUCGCACUCGUCGUCGGUUGCGCAUCGUGGCGACAGCUAGUAGCGGCUGCCGCCGUCGUCGUCGUCGUUGGACUCGGUUAGACUCUGCCCCGAGUCGAUCGUGUCGCGUAUGCGAGUAACGUUAUUCCGAGUACGCGAGUAGUUAUCGGUGAGUACACGGCUACGGCACCGGGAAAGAGAGGAGAGGCGUGAGAUAGAGAGAGAGAGAGAGAGAGAGAGAGAGAGCGAGAAAGAGAACAAGGUAUCGAGCAGCAGCAGCUUUACCGCGUCGUGUGCGCGCUCGCUAAACAAAAAUGGCGGACGUGGACUCGAGGGUAGACCGGUCCGAUCCGGAGCUGCGCUUCUUGUCGGUGGACAGGAACAACUUCAACGACCCGGCCACCCAGGCGGAAUGGACGCAGAAGAAGCUGGUAUGGGUGCCGCACGAGACCCAGGGCUUCGUCGCCGCCGGCAUCAAGGGCGAGCGCGGCGACGAGGUCGAAGUGGAGAUCGCGGAGACCGGUAAGCGCGUGCUCGUCGCGAAGGACGACAUACAGAAGAUGAAUCCGCCCAAGUUCGACAAGGUCGAGGACAUGGCGGAGCUUACCUGUCUCAACGAAGCCUCCGUUUUGCAUAACCUCAAGGACCGAUAUUACUCCGGACUGAUUUACACAUACUCUGGCCUCUUCUGUGUCGUAGUAAACCCCUAUAAAAGACUGCCGAUAUACACAGAGAAGAUCAUGGAAAGGUACAAAGGCAUCAAGAGACAUGAAGUGCCGCCGCACGUCUUUGCCAUUACUGAUACGGCUUAUCGCUCCAUGUUGCAAGACCGCGAGGAUCAGUCAAUUUUGUGCACUGGCGAGUCCGGCGCCGGCAAAACCGAGAACACGAAGAAAGUGAUUCAAUAUUUGGCUUAUGUAGCCGCGUCGAAACCCAAGUCUAACGCGACUCCGAGCCCGGCAUUAAUCAUAGGAUCUGGGAGUGUCACGGAAAAGUUUGCGGGCGAGUUGGAGCAACAGCUUCUUCAGGCAAAUCCAAUUUUAGAAGCGUUUGGCAAUGCGAAGACCGUGAAGAACGAUAACUCGUCUCGUUUCGGUAAAUUUAUCAGAAUAAAUUUUGACGCGUCCGGUUAUAUAGCCGGUGCAAACAUCGAGACGUAUCUUUUGGAAAAAUCGAGGGCUAUUCGACAAGCGAAAGAUGAAAGGACUUUUCAUAUAUUUUAUCAACUAUUGGCAGGUGCCUCACCGGAACAGAAGAAGGAAUUUAUAUUGGAAGAUCCGAAACACUAUCCUUUCCUAUCUAACGGGGCUCUACCAGUGCCAGGUGUUGACGAUUCCGCCGAAUUCUUCUCCACAGUAAAGUCUAUGCACAUCAUGGGCAUGACCAACGAGGACUUUUCCUCCAUCUUCCGUAUCGUUUCCGCCGUGAUGUUGUUUGGCUCGAUGCAAUUUCGGCAGGAACGGAAUUCUGAUCAGGCGACGCUGCCUGAUAAUACGGUGGCACAGAAAAUCUCGCAUCUAUUGGGUUUGAGCGUUACCGAGAUGACGAAAGCCUUCCUGAAGCCGCGUAUCAAGGUUGGCCGUGAUUUUGUGACGAAGGCGCAGACGAAGGAACAAGUGGAGUUUGCCGUGGAGGCGAUCUCGAAAGCCUGCUACGAGAGAAUGUUCCGUUGGUUAGUGAACAGAAUCAACAGAUCACUGGACAGAACGAAGCGACAGGGUGCCAGCUUUAUUGGUAUACUGGAUAUGGCCGGUUUUGAGAUAUUCGAGUUGAACUCCUUCGAGCAGUUGUGUAUUAAUUACACGAAUGAGAAGCUGCAACAGUUGUUCAAUCACACGAUGUUUAUUCUGGAGCAGGAGGAGUAUCAGCGUGAAGGAAUCGAAUGGAAGUUUAUAGACUUUGGAUUAGAUUUGCAGCCAACAAUUGAUCUGAUUGACAAGCCAAUGGGUAUUAUGGCACUCUUGGACGAGGAAUGUUGGUUUCCCAAAGCCACGGACAAAACGUUUGUAGAAAAACUAGUUGGCGCUCAUAGCGUUCACCCAAAAUUCAUGAAGACCGAUUUCCGCGGCGUGGCCGACUUUGCGAUUAUCCAUUACGCCGGCAAGGUGGAUUAUUCUGCCGCUAAGUGGCUAAUGAAAAACAUGGACCCGUUGAACGAGAACGUUGUCAGUCUUCUGCAAGCCUCGCAGGAUCCGUUCGUGUGUCACAUCUGGAAGGAUGCCGAGAUUGUCGGUAUGGCACAGCAGGCACUCACGGACACGCAGUUUGGCGCGAGGACGAGAAAGGGCAUGUUUAGAACAGUCUCGCAAUUGUAUAAAGAACAAUUGGCCAAGUUGAUGGUGACACUGCGCAAUACGAAUCCGAACUUCGUCAGAUGUAUAAUUCCGAAUCACGAAAAAAGAGCUGGUAAGAUUGAUGCACCGCUCGUGCUAGAUCAACUUCGGUGCAAUGGAGUAUUAGAGGGUAUCCGCAUCUGCCGGCAAGGUUUUCCCAAUAGAAUUCCGUUUCAAGAAUUUAGGCAACGCUAUGAAUUACUCACUCCGAAUGCUAUUCCCAAGGGAUUUAUGGAUGGGAAGAAGGCUUGCGAAAAGAUGAUUCAAGCAUUGGAGUUGGAUCCGAAUCUUUAUCGUGUUGGACAAUCCAAAAUCUUUUUCCGCGCCGGAGUGUUGGCACAUUUAGAGGAAGAAAGAGACUACAAGAUCACGGAUAUAAUCGUCAAUUUCCAGGCUUUCUGCCGCGGUUUCUUGGCUAGGCGUAAUUAUCAGAAACGCUUGCAACAGCUUAACGCGAUUCGCAUUAUUCAGAGGAAUUGUGCGGCCUAUUUGAAGCUGCGUAACUGGCAAUGGUGGCGGUUGUAUACUAAGGUAAAACCAUUGUUGGAAGUUACUAAGCAAGAGGAGAAACUUACGCAAAAAGAGGAUGAGCUGAAGCAAGUUCGCGAUAAGCUGGAGUUACAGCUGCACUCGGCUCAAGAGUACGAGCGUAAAUAUCAGCAGGCAAUUGAAGAAAAAACUAUGCUGGCUGAGCAAUUGCAGGCGGAAGUCGAGCUCUGCGCGGAAGCUGAAGAGAUGAGAGCUCGACUGGCCGCAAGAAAACAGGAACUUGAGGAAAUUUUGCACGAUCUGGAAGCGCGUAUCGAGGAAGAAGAAGAGAGAAGCGCCGCGUUGACUCAGGAGAAGAAAAAGCUACAGUUGAAUAUCAGUGAUUUGGAAGAGCAGUUGGAAGAAGAGGAAGCUGCCAGACAAAAAUUGCAAUUGGAGAAGGUCCAAUGCGACGCAAAAAUCAAGAAAUUAGAGGAAGAUCUUGCCUUGUCGGAUGAUACUAAUCAAAAGUUGCUAAAAGAGAAGAAAAUUCUUGAGGAGCGCGCCAAUGAUCUCUCGCAGACUCUAGCAGAAGAAGAGGAGAAAGCAAAGCACUUAUCAAAACUGAAAGCUAAACAUGAAGCGACAAUUGCCGAUCUUGAAGAGAGGCUCCUCAAGGAUCAUCAGCAACGUCAAGAGGUAGAUAGAUCCAAGAGGAAGGUCGAAACUGAAGUUUCAGAUCUAAAGGAGCAAUUAGCCGAGAGGAAAACGCAAGUUGAAGAACUACAGCUUCAGCUUGGUAAACGCGAGGAAGAACUCAAUCAAGUUAUGGCAAAAAUGGACGAAGAAAGCGCUGCUAAGGCGCAAGCUCAGAAAGCGCUCAGGGAAUUGGAAUCACAAUUAGCCGAGCUUCAGGAAGAUUUAGAAGCCGAGAAAGCGGCUAGAGGUAAAGCAGAGAAACAGAAGCGUGAUCUAAAUGAGGAACUUGAAGCGCUGAAGAAUGAAUUGCUCGAUUCUUUGGAUACUACCGCAGCUCAACAGGAAUUAAGAAGCAAACGAGAGCAGGAACUUGCGACUUUGAAAAAGAAUCUAGAGGAGGAGACUUCAUCGCAUGAAGCUAUACUCGCUGACAUGCGUCACAAGCAUACACAAGAAUUGACUGCUUUGAACGAACAAAUGGACGCGUUGAAAAAGACGAAGGCAGCUUUAGAGAAAGCGAAAGGCUCCUUGGAAGCCGAAAACGCCGAUCUAGCGACGGAAUUAAGAUCGGUCAGCGCAAGCAGACAAGAAUCCGAUCGACGUCGUAAACAGGCAGAGCAACAAUUGGCGGAAAUAAAUGCGAAACUGGCUGAAGUAGAGAGAAACAAGCAAGAAUUGGUCGAAAAAGUUACAAAAUUGCAACAAGAAGCAGAAAGCGUGAUGCAGCAACUAGAAACUGCCGAAUUGAAAGCUUCUGCAGCAUUGAAAGCAUCAGCCACCUGCGAAUCACAAUUUACCGAACUUCAACAACAGUUAGAAGAAGAAACCCGACAGAAAUUGGCUCUUAGUUCGAAGUUACGUGCAUUAGAAAGUGAGAAAGAAAGUCUGCACGAUCAGCUUGAAGAGGAGGAAGAAGCGAAACGUGCCUUGGACAAGCAAGUGCUAAGUUUGAAUAUACAACUGGCCGAGGCCAAGAAGCGCGCGGACGAGGAAGCAGAAGCGGCUGCUGCUCUUGAGGAGAUCAGAAAGCGUUGCAUGAAAGAUAUUGAGGCUCUUCAGCGACAAGUCGAGGAGUUACAAGCGGCCAACGACAAAUUGGAUAAAUCGAAGAAGAAGAUUCAGGCAGAAUUGGAGGAUAGUAUCAUUGAGCUGGAGGCGCAACGAGCGAAAGUACUCGAGUUGGAGAAGAAGCAGAAGAAUUUCGACAAAGUGCUCGCCGAAGAGAAGGCUGUAUCCGAACAGUAUGCGGAGCAAAGGGACGCCGCAGAGAGAGAAGCACGUGAAAAGGAAACAAGAGUGUUGUCUUUGACUCGCGAAUUAGAUGAACUUAACGAGAAGGUUGAGGAAUUGGAACGAGUCCGUCGAGGUCUGCAAUCGGAAUUAGAUGAAUUAGUAAAUAACCAAGGUACGGCUGACAAAAAUGUUCACGAAUUAGAGAAAGCGAAACGCUCAUUAGAGUCGCAAUUGCAAGAGCAGAAGUCACAAGUAGAAGAGUUGGAAGAUGAGCUACAGUUCACUGAAGACGCUAAGCUGCGGUUAGAAGUGAACAUGCAAGCAUUGCGAGCACAGUUUGAGCGCGAUCUCCAGACCAAGGAGGAGCAAGCGGAAGAGAAACGUCGAGGAUUGGUGAAGCAGCUGCGUGAUCUCGAGGCGGAGCUUGAAGAUGAGAGGAAACAGCGUGCCGCGGCUAUCGCUGCGCGUAAGAAAAUGGAAGCAGAUUACAAGGACAUCGAACAACAGUUGGAGAUGCAUAAUAAAGUGAAGGAAGACGCACUCAAACAAUUAAAGAAACUUCAAAUUCAGAUCAAGGAUUGCACCAGAGAAACGGAAGAAGCCAGGGCCGCCAGAGAUGAAUUGGCAACUGCCUCGAAGGAAACCGAAAGGAAGGUUAAGAGCUUAGAAGCUGACUUGUUGCAAUUGACCGAGGACUUUGCCAGUAGCGAACGUGCCAGAAGAAUUGCCGAAAAUGAAAGGGACGAAUUGCAGGAAGAGGUCAAUAACAAUGCCAAUAAAGGUACUUUGAUGUUGGAUGAGAAACGUAGACUGGAGGCGAGAAUUGCCACUUUAGAGGAAGAACUGGAGGAAGAACAAUCGAACGCCGAGAUUGUGAUGGAUCGUGCCAGAAAGAGUCAGAUUAUGAUCGAACAGUUGACAACAGACUUGGCGACCGAACGAUCUACCACGCAAAAGUUGGAGUCGCACAAGAUGCUGCUGGAGAGACAAAACAAGGAACUUAAGGCUAAGUUGACCGAGCUAGAGACGGCGCAACGUGCAAAGACCAAGGCUACGAUACAGCAACUGGAAUCGAAGAUCAAUAAUCUCGAUGAGCAGCUCGAGACCGAAGCCAAGGAGAGAUUUGCCCAGCAAAAGAUCAAUCGCAAAUUGGAAAAGAAAUUGAAAGAAUUGAAUUUGCAACUGGAGGAUGAGAGACGAAAUUCAGAUCAGUAUAAAGAACAGGCGGAGAAGGUCAAUAUCAGGAUGAAGGCAUUGAAGAGACAAUUGGAUGAAGCGGAGGAAGAGAUUAGUAGGCAUAAGACAUUAAAACGGAAAGCACAAAGAGAAAUGGACGACUUGAUAGAAAUGAACGAGGAGCUCAAUCGAGAAAUGACACAAAUGAAGAAUAAAUACAGGCGCGGCGGUGGUCCUCCGAUAAGCUUGAGCUCCACGAGGCUGAAACGCGGUUCCGUGCAGACCGGCGGCUCGGGCGACGACUCGACGACGCAGGACGAGAGCAUCGACGGCGAGGAGAAUGUUAAUUGAGUAUCAGUCCAAUGUACUCUCGAACUUCUGUGAAUUAUGUAUAUACGUGCGUCGAGAAAAGGUGUUGGCUUUUUUGUUCGAUUCGGCGUGUUACGCGGACUGUCAAAUUGACAUCGGCGCGUCGCGAGUACAAGGACUAACUCCACGAGAUUAAAAUCAAAAGUCGUUUCGACAAUAUACCGUGGCGUUUCCAGCCUUAAGAUUAAUCAUGAUGGAAUAACGAUCUCCCCCUCCCUGGGGGAAACUUAGUUAACCGAUACAAUGCCGAUGAUUGAAGAGAAAGAGUCAAGGGGCGCGAAACAGCGAAAAAUAAUAAGAAUAAUCGAAUGAAGGACUUUUGAUACAUUUUAUAUAGAACGAACGCAAACGUUGAUUGCAUUUUACGUAUAUAUAAGAAAGAAAUAGUGUGUAUGUGUGUGAGAAAGAAGAGAGGGGUAAAAUAAAUUUGGAGAAGGAAACUUGA